AUGUCAAUUAGCAAGGCUCACAAUCAAUUCGAGCUCAAAUCUGAGCUCGACGAAAUAACAGGCUCUCGGCGAUCCGUUGCAGAAAGCCGAAAAGAAUCCCGCCCAGCUUCAAGUACGAACAAAAAACGCCGAAAAGUCCAAACAGUUAACACAAUUGACCUUGAAAACAAAUUGCUUGAGCUUCAAGAGCAGCUGGAAGACGAAAAAAGCCGCAGCAAAGAUCUUCAAGCAAAAAUAACUGAAAGGCAAGAACGUUAUGUAAAAAGAGAACAAGAGUAUAGGAGAACCAUUGCUGAUUAUGAAACCAAGCUAAGACAAGGAGCUGGUGAAAAGCCGCUGCAGUUAUUAGAAACGACUGGGAGAACACUUGAAAAAAUCAAUAAUUACCAAGGGCAGAUUUUAAAUAAAAUUGGGACUAUACAGCUCAAGACUACUCAUUUAUUGCAAGACCAAGAAAAAGAAAUCGUCAGAGAUUUUAAUGUGAUGCUAAAUAUGACUGUUAAAGAAACUGAAAAUUUUUAUGUUAAAAGCAAAGCAAUUUUUAUAUAGAAAUUUAAAGGUAGAUAAUAAUGGAAUAUGAAAGUCUUUUGCUAAAUAGCAUAAUAAAACUAAAGAACUUGAAGAAGAAAAACGAAAAAAAGUCCUUGGAAUUGGGUCUUAUUCUCAGAAAGAAUCAAGGUUGAUGGAAGAACUAGAUAUGAGGAAAGCUUCAGUUGAAAUCAUAGAAAACAAAAAUAAACUUUUACAUAAAAAGAAUUCUGAACUAAAAAUAGAAUUCAAAGCUCACGAAAACGACCAAUUUUUGUUAGAAAAAGAACUCAAUGAAGCCCGAGAAAAAAACAAAAAAUUAAAAAACGAGCUCUCAAAAGCGAGAGAAAAUUCUAUAUCAGUCCCACAAGAAAUGCAAGCCCAAACCGCAGGUUUUGAUACAGACUACAGAUCAGAAGAGCGGCUUAAAUACAGUCCAAGCCGCGCUUCUGAUAUUGACUUGCCAAACCGUUACGAAAGUAUCAUCCAAAAGCUCAAAAGAAUGCUAGAACUAGAAAGAAAAAAUUUGCGGGCAGCCCGAACUGCAUACGCAAGAGAACUUGAAAGCAAAAGGGAGCUAGAAACACUCAUAAGGCAAUGUGUAGAUGACGUGAAAAGCCACAUCACCAAAAAAAGGGCAGAACAAAGAAUUAAAGGCCCAGAUAGCUCUCCUGAUGAUAUAGAAAAAGUAAUAGAAGUUUUGCUGUCACAAGAAAGGGUGCUAACUUUAUUGUAUGAUAAAACAUUCCCUCCGAGGUCUGUAGCAAAGGAGCCUUAUUAUUCAGAUUUAGACUCAAAAAAUAUGAUGGAAAGUAUUGACCAUAAUAUUGAAUCUAUACAGCAAAUUUAUACAAAACAUGAGGAAGAAAUACAUGACACGACGGAGAGGGCAAAAAUGGAAUUUUAA
This is a messenger RNA of Blepharisma stoltei, 1435 nucleotides long. Lineage: Eukaryota; Ciliophora; Heterotrichea; Heterotrichida; Blepharismidae. The record is from the annotation of a GenBank genome assembly.